Poeciliopsis prolifica (blackstripe livebearer) is the source of this 769-nucleotide messenger RNA. Its product is annotated as GTPase IMAP family member 7-like. Bases 1 to 681 code for a protein of 226 amino acids. Gene Ontology annotation, molecular function: GTP binding. The transcript is spliced from 2 exons. NCBI's taxonomy places the organism in Eukaryota, Metazoa, Chordata, Actinopteri, Cyprinodontiformes, Poeciliidae. The record is from RefSeq and is a predicted model, not a curated record.
AUGACGGUGAUGGACAGCGAUAAGACCCGCGCCAUGGCUCUGAUUGGCUCAGACCUCAGACUGGUGCUGGUGGGUCAGGAGCAAGUGGGGAAGAGCUCAGCAGGAAACACCAUCCUGGGAAAGAAGAAGCUGGACAGUCGGUUCAGCUCCGUCCCUGUGACUCUGAGAUCCCAGAAGGUCGAAGGUGAUUUUGAAGGUGGCAGACUGGUGGUGAUGGACACCCCUGGCCUCUUCAGCACCCAGCUGUCUGCAGAGCAGGUGAAGGAAGAGCUGCUAAAAGCUGUGGAGCUGAGCUCUCCAGGUCCACACGUCUUCCUCCUCACCCUCCAGGUGGGCAGGUUCACCCCCCAGGAGCAGAAGGGGAUGGAAACACUGCAGAAGAUCCUGAGUCCCGAUGUCUCCAAACACACCAUGCUGCUGUUCACCUACGGAGACCGUCUGGAAGAUACCGACAUCCAGCAGUUCAUCAGGGAGGAUGCCAACCUGCUGAAACUGCUGAAGAGCUGUGGCAACCAUUACCACGUGUUCAACAACAAGAAUAUGGAGGACAGGAGCCAAGUCCAGCAGCUGCUGGAUAAAAUCCAGACAAUCUCCCAGGAUGGGAGCCUGAUCUACCAGAGAGAAGCCAAGUCAGAGGAGUUCAUUGUAACUAGGUUAUGGAAGAAGAUCAUUGGACACUGAUGGGUGUUUGCCUCAGUGUCUCUUUAAGAGGAAGAAAAAGGGUUGACAACAUCUGUACAAACAGUAGAAGGAGGUUCUAAAUGUUUCA